AUGGCGGUUGAAGAUGACUUCAGUUUCCCCACCGCCUUCGACUCCUUCACCCGCUGCAGCAUCGAUUCCCCGCCUCUCUGGCGCGCCUCUCCCGCCGCAUCUCCCAUUUCCGAUUCCAACUUCAGAGACACCACGGCCCAUACUGACAGGACCGAUCGCUUCGCCGCCGUCACAUUUACGUCCUCCUUGCACAGGAGGAGGAAACUCGAGAGCGACGAGGAGACGGAUGCCGCGGCGGCGGAGAAGAUGGAUGUGCUCUGGGAGAAUCUCAACGAGGACUUAUCGAGGAAUCGAAGAUCGAGGUUGAUGAAAUCGGCGGAGAUUGAAUCGGUUGAGAUAGCGGAUUUGGAUCCGUCGCAAACGUCGAGGAGCACGGCGACGAGGAGGAAGAAGACGACGACGGGGAUUGUUAAGGUUUUGAAGAAGCUUUUCUUGAUGCAGAACACUUCCCGCCGGAAUCUGGAAACUCGAUCAGCCUGA
Messenger RNA from Cucurbita moschata (crookneck pumpkin), 480 nucleotides. RefSeq lists its product as uncharacterized. Bases 1 to 480 code for a protein of 159 amino acids. The transcript has a single exon. Lineage: Eukaryota; Viridiplantae; Streptophyta; Magnoliopsida; Cucurbitales; Cucurbitaceae. The record is from RefSeq and is a predicted model, not a curated record.